Molecule: messenger RNA, 2616 nt
Organism: Coffea eugenioides
Lineage: Eukaryota; Viridiplantae; Streptophyta; Magnoliopsida; Gentianales; Rubiaceae
Product: probable LRR receptor-like serine/threonine-protein kinase At2g16250
Exons: 9
Coding region: 638-2140 (500 amino acids)
Biological process (GO): protein phosphorylation
Cellular component (GO): plasma membrane
Molecular function (GO): ATP binding; protein kinase activity
Source: RefSeq, a predicted model, not a curated record
ACUAGUUGAUUGGCUUUCAAAGUCAACUGAACAAUACACCGACUAGUUCAAACAUUUCUGCAUCAUAAGUUUCCAAUUGAACCUGAGAUCAUCUGAAUUUGAUGAUUUGUCACCAUUAAUUACCUGAUUUUCAAUAGGAAACUGAUGAUAGUCAUGAUCGAAAGAUCAAUAGAUGCCUAAGAGUUGUGAUAAUUGGGAAAGGCUGGUGACAGCCGUCCUGAGAAGAGAAGAUCUCCGAUUCACCGGUCAGAGGACUCCAAGUGAGCUUUCCUUGGCAUCAUUAUCAUCAAUUUCGUUCUUUAAUCUAGCUUCUUCCUCUCGCCGAGUUUCAUCUUUCAACUUCAACAACUUAUUCGCGGGGGUUUCAUUUACACGUCUUCAAAUUCUCCAAGCAACGGAUUACUUGAAUGAGUCCAAGCUCAUUAAGCAUGGUCUCUCGGGUGAUCUCUAUGACUGAGUUUUAGAAGAAGGGACUCGAGUAGUAAUUAAAAAAAUUGAUCUUUCAUCAGUCAACAAAAAAUCCCUUUUCAUAGCAGAGUUGGAAGUUCUUGGGAAGGUUUCUCAUCAUCAUAGAUUUGUCCCUUUCCUUGGCCAUUGCUUGGAGAAUGGAAAUGAGAAGUUUCUGGUUUACAGGUACAUGCCUAACAAGGACUUGUCAACUUGUUUGUCCAGGAAAAAUAUUUCAGGUAAUAAUACACAAUCACCAUUCCUUGACUGGAUAACGAGGUUGAAGAUAGCAACUGAAGUUGCUGAGAGUUUGUAUUAUCUACAUCAUCAGUGUGUCCCUCCCCUUGUCCAUAGAGACAUUCAAGCAGGCAGCAUACUUCUCGACGACAAGUUUGAAGUGAGGUUAGGAAGCCUUUAUAAAGUCUGUGCUGAAGAAAAAGACAUUGCUCCGAAUACCAUUGCUAGGUUAGGGUGGGGAUCCAACCAAGGCACUCCUGGUACGUCUAAUGCAAGUUAUGCAACAUGUGCCUAUGAUGUUUAUAGCUUUGGGAAAGUUUUGCUCGAGCUAGUCACGAGAAAGCAGGGUUUUAGUGCAACUGAAAAUUCCAUCAUGAAGGAUUGGAUGGAAAAUGUGCUGGCUUAUAUCAUUCCUGAUAAAGAGGAACUCCUUGUAAACAUUGUGGAGUCGACUUUAUCCUCGGAUAAGCAUCUUUUGUCCCAAGUAUUGGCAGUUUCAUUUAUCGCUAAGGCAUGUCUCAGUCCUGAAUCUUCUGAAAGGCCCCAUAUGGCACAUAUACUUUUGGCCUUAGAUCAUAUUAUAUCAGCAAGGUUUGGUGGUGAAAAUUUCAAGCCUAUUGGUCAUCAUGGCUCAGAGAGUACAGCUCUGGUGAUUGCAAAGAUACUACAGGAAUCUGAAAUAGUAGGAAGGAUGCCAAAGGCAACUGGCAAUGCAACACUAGGCAGCCGCACUGCCUUAAAAGAGGGUUAUCAAAAUGGGGGCAGCUUUGUUCAUCCCAAGUUGACUAUUUUCUCUUAUUCUGAACUCAUGGUUGCAACCAGAGGUUUCAGGAGUGAUGCAGUGCUGAGAGAAGGCGAAUUCAGUGCAAUAACCCAAGCUUGGCUUCAAGACAAAUCCACAUCAAAGAGUAGCAGUGAAGCACUAGUUGCUGUUAGAAAAUUUUACUCUCAAAAUAUGCUACUAUUAAAUGAUUGGCAGUCUCGGGUAUGCUUGCUUGGAAGGCUCUCACAUCCAAACUUAGUUGAGUUCCUUGGAUAUUGUUUGGAAGACAAAGAGCUAUUCGUUGUUCAUGAAUAUAUGCAAAAUGGCAGCCUAGAGAACCAUCUCUUUAGAACAAGCUCCGAUGUUCGGCCACUUUCUUGGGACAUAAGAAUUAAGAUCCUAAUUGGAGCAGCUCGAGGCCUGGCAUUCUUGCAUGCGGCAGAGUGGCAAGGUUACUAUGAAUACUUCGGCACCUCAGACAUCUUGCUUGAUGGUUCUUACAAUGCCAAGAUAUCAGGUAUUGGCACAACAAAGAUUGUUCGUCGAAAUGUCUUUAAUGAAGUACAUCCUCUUUGGUAUGAAAGGGGAAAGUAUUUUAAUGCUCCUCCUGAGUAUGAUCUGAGAAAAAAAUAUCCCAACAGGGCUUAUGAAUGUGAAGGGCGAUGUGUUUGGUUUUGGUGUGGUAUUGGCUGAAAUGCUAACAGGUUUAUCAGCAAAAGGUAGAUAUCGCCUUAGUUGGGGAGAGCACCAUCUGGUUCCAUUUUUCAGGUACCAUAUGAAUCUGGAGAAGAUCCAACUGGAGAAAAUUAUGGAUCCCCAAUUAGAGGGAAAAUAUCCAGCAAAAGCUGCUCAAAAAUUAGGGGCUCUUGCUUGUUUAUGUCUUCAAGAUGAACCUGAAUUCAGAUUAACAAUGAAACAAGUUGUGGAGAUAUUAGAACGCUUUGAAUCUGCUAAGGAAUAAGCAGAAGAGCCUAGGACAAAUCAGACAGCUUAUGAUCAUGACUACCACCCUCAGCAUUCUUAGUUUUCCACUUCUACAAAGCAUUGGUGGAAAUCCGUCCCAUAAAAGCUGACCUAUUGCUUUCAUAAAUAAACAUAACAGAUCCUUAAAUAUUUGUCCUGAUUAGUUGGUUGAUAUGUAAUCUGUUCGUUCUUGUUCCUUUUUGUAA